AUAGCUCAUUUGUACGCCAGUACCAGUUAUGUAGACUCAAACUCGCCCUGCGACAUCUACGCGCUCUCCAGUAUACGGCUGUUGCCAUGGAUAGCCGAUUGGAGCAUUUGGUGUAAAAGAUACAGCAAGAUGCACGCCAUUCGUUUUUAUGACAAAAAUACGCAAAGAGAUACUGCUGUCGUAACGUCUAAUAAUAGGAAAGUGGAUGGGAGGUUGGUGUAUGAUGUUAACGGUAGACUUAGCACGCUAACAGAGCACUUAACCAACACAAUGUGCAAUGUUAUGGGGUGUGUUGCAUAAAAACAACACCAACGGCUAUUAUCUGAUAACGGACAAUGCCCUAUCCAUGCUCCAAUUGCAGU
Messenger RNA from Umbelopsis ramanniana AG, 362 nucleotides. RefSeq lists its product as uncharacterized. The annotation marks the transcript as partial. The transcript is spliced from 4 exons. Lineage: Eukaryota; Fungi; Mucoromycota; Umbelopsidomycetes; Umbelopsidales; Umbelopsidaceae. The record is from RefSeq and is a predicted model, not a curated record.